This is a messenger RNA of Solanum dulcamara, 905 nucleotides long. RefSeq names its product NDR1/HIN1-like protein 1. Bases 232 to 873 code for a protein of 213 amino acids. The transcript has a single exon. NCBI's taxonomy places the organism in Eukaryota, Viridiplantae, Streptophyta, Magnoliopsida, Solanales, Solanaceae. The record is from RefSeq and is a predicted model, not a curated record. Gene Ontology annotation, biological process: defense response to other organism.
UAGGUUAUUGUUAUUAUAAUUGUUAUACCUACAAAGCCAUCAUCAAAAGUAGAAAGAAAAGAAAAAAGAAAUCUACCAAAUUCUUCUAUAUUAGAAAACCACUCUCUCUCAUAAUCUUGAAAACUAUAACCAUAUUUCACCAACUUAUCUCAAAACUCAACAAAUACUCUCUCAACUUAAAGUCUCUCAAACAAACAAAAAAUCUCACCACCACCAUUCACCUCCAUCAUCAUGACGGAAAAGGACUGCGGCCACCACGACGAUGAGCGGCACAACCUCCACCGCUGCCUAAUCACCGCCUUGAUUGCGUUUGUAACCCUAAUCCUCUUCACCAUCCUCCUCAUUUUUCUCAUCCUCCGUCCAACAAAACCACAUUUCAUCCUCCAAGACGCGAUCGUCUACGCGUUCAACACCUCUGCCCCCUUUAAUUUCCUCACGACCAACGUACAAGUCAUGAUUGUCUCUCACAAUCCUAACGAUAAAAUUGGAAUUUACUACGACAAACUCGACGUCUACGCCACGUAUCGUGGCCAACAAGUUUCACUACAAACAUUGUUGCCACAAACGUACCAAGGCCACAAAGAUGUGUCGAUAUGGUCACCUUUUGUGUAUGGUAAUAAUGUACCAAUUGCACCUUACUUAGGUAAUGCAAUUAGUAAAGAUAUAAUGGUUGGUACAAUUUUAUUAAAUGUUAGGAUUGAUGGGAGAGUUAGGUGGAAAGUUGGGAGUUUCAUUUCAGGAAAAUAUCAUUUGUAUGUGAAUUGUCCUGCUUAUGUUGGUGUUGGUGGAAAAUUUAUUGGGAAUAGUGUUGUGGUUGGGAAGUCAUUAGCUAUAAAGUAUCAAUUGGUGCAAAAUUGUCAUGUUGAUGUUUGAAGAAGAAGAAUUUCUCCAUUUUCAAAACUAUC